UUUGGCAGUUCUCAAAUUUUCUUCAUUUUCUCAUCCUUUCUUAAAAAAUGUUUAAAAGUCUGCUUUUUCAUAUGUAAAAGUGUAAAACCUUAAUUAAUUUUCUUAGUACUAAAACUAAACCACCGAUUUCCAGUUGUGUGUAAUCCGCGUUUGGUUGAUUUGACCCCACCAUUUCUGACUUCCAAACAAUGGAAAUAAAUCAGUAGUGAUUUUCGGAGGAAAAACUAAACUUACUUACAAAUAGAAGAAAAAGAGAGAGAAAUUAUAAAGGAAGAAAAAAAUUGUGUUUUUGAGUGAAAAACUGUAAAAAAAAUGGCAAAUGAAGAAGGUGAAGAAGAGUUAAGUUUGGAGUUCACUCCAACAUGGGUUGUUGCAGUUGUUUGUUUUAUCAUCAUCGCCAUUUCUCUCGCUGUUGAACGUUGUAUUCAUUAUGGUGGCAAGUAUUUGAAGAAAAAGAAUCAGAAACCUCUUUUUGAGGCAUUGCAGAAAGUGAAAGAAGAGCUGAUGCUGUUGGGAUUUAUAUCCUUACUGCUAACAGUAUUUCAAGGGGCAAUCUCCAAAGUAUGUAUUUCUGAGAAAUAUGUCAGACAUAUGCUUCCCUGUAGUCUCGAAGAGAAGGAGGCGGCUGCUUUACCAACGACCAAGCACAUUGGUGGGUUCCGGCGGCUUCUGUCUGAAGCCGCCGUGUCUCAGUCUGCAUACUGUGCCAAUAAGCAUCAAGUUCCCUUCUUAUCCAUUGAAGGGCUGCAUCACCUCCAUAUCUUCAUCUUUGUUCUGGCGGUUGUUCAUUGCACUUUCUCUGUCUUCACCGUCCUUUUUGGGGGAGCAAGAAUUCGCCAAUGGAAGCACUGGGAAGACUCUAUUGCCAAGGAAAAUUACGAUACAGAUCAAGCUGUUAAACCUGCAGUUACCCACGUUCAUGACCAUGCCUUCAUUCGUGAUCAUUUUGUGGGUGUUGGUGAAAAUUCUGCAAUCUUGCGUUGGAUGCAUUCUUUUGUCAAGCAAUUUUAUGGAGCGGUGACAAAAGCAGACUACAUGACAUUGCGUAUGGGUUUCAUCAUGACACAUUGCAAAGGAAAUCGCAAGUUUAAUUUCCACAAAUACAUGAUUCGUGCUCUGGAAGAUGAUUUUAAACGAGUUGUUGGUAUAAGCUGGUAUCUUUGGGUAUUUGUGAUCAUCUUCUUGUUGCUGAAUGUUGAUGGUUGGCAUACAUACUUCUGGAUAGCAUUUAUUCCUUUUAUUCUUCUCCUUGCUGUGGGGACAAAACUGGAGCAUAUCAUCACAGAGCUUGCUCAUGAAGUUGCUGAAAAACAUGUUGCUAUAGAAGGAGACCUCGUGGUUAAGCCUUCUGAUGAACAUUUCUGGUUCAGUCGGCCUCAGAUCACUCUAUUCUUGAUCCACUUCAUCCUUUUUCAAAAUGCAUUUGAGAUUGCAUAUUUCUUUUGGAUAUGGGUGCAAUAUGGUUUCAGCUCCUGUAUAAUGGGACAAGUGCGGUAUAUUGUACCAAGGCUGAUCAUAGGUGUUAUCAUCCAAGUCCUAUGUAGUUAUAGCACUCUACCACUUUAUGCCAUUGUUACCCAGAUGGGAAGUAAUUUCAAGAAGGCAAUAUUUGAUGAGCAUGUACAAGCUGGCAUCCUAGGGUGGCGCGAUAAGGUAAAGAAGAAGAAAGCUUUGAAAGAUGCAGUUAACGGUUCUACAGCUAGUGGGACAUCGACUGAGGGUCCUACUACGAGAAUUCAGAUGGCUCGACUUAUCCAAAAGGAAAAUGGAAAUGCGGGAAGCGAGAUUCAACCAAGUAACACAUAAGGAGACAAUGGUUGGUAUCAGAGGAAGAAUGGGCUACAAAUUUUAAUGAUUGGUGCAGGUGUGUGACUUCACUAAUAUGUAGCCUUCUACACUGCCUUUUCGGAGAUUCGACUUGGUGAAUUUGUAUGAUCUUCGGAAGUGAGGUAGUGUUUUGAUAUGUGAUAAAGGCUGUAGGAGAAGUACAUGUAGAAAGCAAUGACACUAGUAUAUAAAAGCUUCUGCAAAAUUUUGAUGCCUUGAUGUUGGAUUGAGGGGAUGGGAGUUUAGGCUGUUGCAGCUGCUGUUUUUUGUCUAUGUUGAAGGAAUGUGCACUUGUAAAUAAAGGGCUAAUGUAUUCUCUUUAUUCAUGCAAUUGUUUAUGAUGAAUGACAAUACUGCAAAUUUUAUACUUAUGCUACUGUACUUACCAAAGUAAAUAAGUUCAGCCGAAUUAUAUGUUUGAUAAAGUCCCAGAUUUAUGGUUAUGGUAAAAAUCUGAAUGGACAUGGUGCAUAAUAAGUUAUUUUGCACAAGGUGUUGUAUGAUAUAGUCAGUUUUUAUAUAAUGUAGUAAGUUUUAUAUGAUAUACUCAUUUUUUGUAUAGUCAGUUUUUAUAUGAUAUAAUCAAUUUUCUCUAUUAUAGUCA
This is a messenger RNA of Beta vulgaris subsp. vulgaris (sugar beet), 2431 nucleotides long. RefSeq names its product MLO-like protein 1. The record is from RefSeq and is a predicted model, not a curated record. The transcript is spliced from 14 exons. Gene Ontology annotation, cellular component: membrane. Gene Ontology annotation, biological process: defense response. Bases 313 to 1806 code for a protein of 497 amino acids. NCBI's taxonomy places the organism in Eukaryota, Viridiplantae, Streptophyta, Magnoliopsida, Caryophyllales, Amaranthaceae.